Molecule: messenger RNA, 1561 nt
Organism: Cyclopterus lumpus (lumpfish)
Lineage: Eukaryota; Metazoa; Chordata; Actinopteri; Perciformes; Cyclopteridae
Gene: sde2
Product: SDE2 telomere maintenance homolog (S. pombe)
Exons: 9
Coding region: 228-1412 (394 amino acids)
Cellular component (GO): nucleus
Source: RefSeq, a predicted model, not a curated record
CUGGUCUCUGCCGUCACCUGAGCUGAAGGGUCUGGAGAACCUGCAGGAGGUGAACCGGACUCUACACCAGGAGCUGGAAACAACCUUCCUCAAGGCCGCCAUCUUGUCUAAACACCAUGACGGCAGGUAGCAUCGUGGAUAACGUGAUGACGUAUGACGUCUCCUCGCUUGCCAGGAGCGCAGAAGAAGCAGCAGCACAGCGCAUGCGCCUUGUGCUGUAAGCUAACAUGGAGGUGUUCGUGAGCGCCCCCGGGUCCAGCUUCUCUAACUGCGUGUUUCCGGAUGGGUCUCAGGUCCGAGACGUUCUGACCCGGUUCGUGCGGCAGCAGGGAGGCGGAGCUUCUGCAGAUUUCUACGUGGUCCGUAAUGGCCGUGUGUCUCCGCUGGAGGACCCUCUGCACCAUGGAGCCGUCUAUCACCUGGAGCCCCGCCUCCGUGGGGGGAAGGGAGGGUUCGGCUCCAUGCUGCGAGCUCUGGGCGCUCAGAUCGAGAAGACCACGAACCGCGAGGCCUGCAGGGACCUGAGCGGGAGGCGCCUGAGGGACGUGAACCACGAGAAGGAGAUGGCGGAGUGGCUGAAGAACCAGACGGAGCGCGAGGCGGAGAAGGAGCAGCGCCGCCUGGAGCGGCUCCAGAGGAAGCUGGCGGAGCCCAAGCACCAGUUCACCGACCCGGAGUACCAGAGGCAGUGCCACGACCUGUCGGAGCGGCUGGAGGACUCGGUGAUGAAGGGUCUGCAGGCGUCCUCCAGCUCGCAGGUGAAGGUGGACGAUGUUUCUGCAGCAAAGAGACCCAACUGUGAUCAGGACGAGCAGCUGCAGAAGAAGAAGCAGAAGAAGAAGAACACGGCAGCGUGUUUCUGGACGGGGGUCGGCGAGAUGCUGAGCUCGGAGGAUGAAGACGAGGAGGAAGAGCAGAGCGGCAGCUCGGCCUCAGACCACCAGACCAGCAGAACUGCAGGGGAUCAGGGUCUCCCAGAAACCCCUAGAGACCAGACCGUCAGACCCUCAGAGGACAAGGGUCGCCCAGAAACCCCCAGAGACCAGACCAGCAGACCCCCAGAGGACCAGAGUCCCCCAGAAACCCCAAGAGACCAGACCAGCAGACCCUCAGAAACCCCCUCAGACCAGACCAGCAAACCCUCAGAAACCCCCAAAAACCAGACCAGCAGACCCUCAGAGGACCAGAGUUUGUCUCAGCAGCAGGACUGGUCUCUGGUGGACCAGUCCUCUGUGGACCAGCUGGAGUCUCUGGGUCUGGACGUCCUGAAGGAGGAACUGAUGUCUCGGGGGUUGAAGUGUGGGGGGACGCUGAAGGAGCGCGCACAGCGCCUCUUCUCCAUCAGAGGUUUGACCCCGAACCAGAUCGACCCGGCAAUGCUUGCCAAACCGGCCAAGACCAGGAGGAAGUGAGGUCAGAGGUCACGGCUCCACCGGACUGAACACUGUUUGUGGCUUCGUCCAAUCAGAAAGCAGGAUUUCUUUUUUUUAAUAUUGUGAAACCUCUUAGUUUCUUUGCUACUGUCACAUUUAAAUUUGCAUUAAAAUGUUUCUGAAACAAA